AUGGUCAAAAUACAGCCAAGUAACAAGUACGAAAAUACCCACAACUUGCAGAAUUACAGUGCCUCUGAUUAUCUUGGUCCAUGGGAUAAACACAAGCUGGGUCUGAUCAACCCUGGCUCGGUCACCUGGCCCGCACCCCCGCCUGUCUCUGCCCUCUGUCCUUCCUCCUGUAUUAAACGCAGCGCGAACCGUCACACAUUGGUGCCGCUUCCCAUCCCCCAGCGUUCCGCUUGUCCGAGCUCCGAACAGUUUCUGAUUAUUAUUGUGUUUGAAACCGACGGGGAAGUGCCUGAUCCACCGAAACCCGCUCCCAAGAAGGGCGCCAAGAAAGCUCCGUCCAAACCGGCGAGCAAGUCUGGCAAGAGGUCGAGGAAGGAGAGUUACAAAGUGAUGAAGCAGGUUCACCCCGACACCGGCAUCUCCUCCAAGGCCAUGAGCAUCAUGAAUUCAUUCGUGAACGAUAUCUUCGAGCGCAUCGCGGGUGAGGCUUACCGCCUGGCCGACUACAACAAGCGGUCCACCAUCAGCUCCCGGGAGAUCCAGACCGCCGUGCGCCUGCUGCUGCCCGGGGACCUGGCCAAGCACGCCGUGUCCGAAGGAACAAUGGCGGUGACCAAGUACACCAGCUCCAACUGAAGACAAGUUUACUGACAAAACAAACGGGAAAAUCAAAGGAUCAUUUAAGAGCCACUCACGCUUUCAUUAAAAGAGUUACAAAAUAUUGAGCCAUGGACUUGAGAGCUAUCAAAAGUGAGAUUUCUUCCUCCAGAUAAUUGCCUUCCAAAAAACUCUUGUCGUCCUGGUGUUUCUCCUGCUGAUUGUUAACACUGAGUUUUCCAAAGCCCGAG
Molecule: messenger RNA, 848 nt
Organism: Hypanus sabinus (Atlantic stingray)
Lineage: Eukaryota; Metazoa; Chordata; Chondrichthyes; Myliobatiformes; Dasyatidae
Product: histone H2B-like
Exons: 4
Coding region: 1-636 (211 amino acids)
Cellular component (GO): nucleosome
Molecular function (GO): structural constituent of chromatin; DNA binding; protein heterodimerization activity
Source: RefSeq, a predicted model, not a curated record